AGGGGGCUGACGGACGAGGCAAGUUGGAGAGAGAUCGCCGCGGAAGAGUGCAUCGUCGAGGAGCCGUGCUGAGGGCGCUUUUGGAGGGAGCGGGUCGUAAAAAGGAUCCUUGGAAAAAUGAGCUUCGCACCGGAUCAGCUGUUUUGCUUACGAUGGAACAAUCACCAGGCGAACAUAGUCGAAGUGUUCGACAAAUUGUUGGAGAACGAGACGUUUACGGACGUGACGUUGGCGGUCGACAACGGGGUGUUCGUGAAAUGUCACAAAAUGGUACUGGCAGCUUGUUCGACUUAUUUUCAAAGUUUGUUCACCGAGCUGCCGUGCACACAUCCGAUCGUCGUUCUCAAGGACAUAAAGUACGCGGAGAUCAAAGAAAUCCUCGAGUACAUGUACACCGGGGAGGUCAAAGUCGCCAAGGAGCAUCUGACCCAAUUCGUGAGAAUCGCCAACAUCCUCCAGGUCAAAGGCCUCAUGGCUGACAGCACGUCGCUGACCAUCUCGGAGCUCGUAACCCGCAACGACGAGGUCAUAAGCGCCAGCACUCUCAACAACGCUGCACAAAUAUUCGAGGGCAACGCUCCCAACGCCCCGCAAUCUUCGCCCCCGCAUUCCACCAGCUCGCCUUAUUACGGAUACAACGGAUCGCCGACGCGACGAAAUCAACGCUCGAAUCUUCCCCUCCCGAUGUGGCCGCUCGUCCCACCCGGACACAAUUCCUCUCUCGACCUGGCGGCCGCCUUCCAAUCCUCCCUCCCCAUGAGACACUCGCUCUUCUCUUCCGACUACGAGAACACCCGGGAAGCCACGCCGUCGAGCUCGCGAAGGACAAAAUCUUCCGGCGGUAGCAACGGCGGCCCCCCAAGGAAUCACGACACGCCGAUACUGCGCACCGUCCUCGGUCAAGGUCACGUCGACAGCUCGAUAUCGCACAGCAACUCCGAUCCUCACGAGUACCGAAGCCACAGCAACGAUUCAGCCAACAACGACAAUGACGCCAGACGCACCAGUGCCGACGCACCCAAUCGACCACCUUCUCACAGCCCGUACACGACCGAUGCAUCCAUCAUGGAAGACCCCGAUCGACAGACCUCCCCUCCCUCGCGCUCCGAUGACGGAAGAAACGGCAUAGCGAACUACGUGGCAACGGCUCAGAGACCGGAAUGGAAGCGUUACAAGCAGUACACGAGGGCCGACAUAUCCAACGCAAUUGAGGCUGUAAGACAUGGCAUGAGCGCACUCCAGGCUGCCCGAAAGUUCGGCGUUCCCUCGAGGACCCUUUACGACAAAGUUAAGAAACUUGGUAUAACGACGUCAAGACCCUUCAGACGCAGUUCAAACAGCAGUGGCGCUUGUUUCCCGUACGGCCUCGGUGGCAACGUUAACGGAAGUAUUUACGGCACUGUUUCCGAGAGCGAGAACGACAACAGCAACGUAUUGAUGGACAAUCCGGCUGCAUUGCUCGAAACCGCUUUUGCCGAAUCCCGCGAAGAAUCGUCGAGAGAUCGCGAAUCGAUGAUGGAAGUGUCGCGAGCCAGUCCGAGUCCGCCGCGACCCCCGCCGCUCUAUGCGCAUCGACCAAUGUCGACAGAAGAUAUCUCUCAUCAAGAAACGAGCGACGAGGUCGAACCUCAAGUCGAAGACUUGUCAAUCAAUCGAAGAUCCGACGUACGCGUCAUAAUGUCACCGAAAGUCACGGUCAAAGAGGAAAACUAGAGAGAGAGAGAGAGAGAGAGGGGCUUGUGAGCAUGAGAUUACGCGAAAAAUAAUGGCUCCCAUAAUUUUCACCAUUUUUCUUCCAAUAUCGAAGAAAUUACGAAUUUUUUCAUUUGAAUAAUUCAAAAAAUGGCAGCACUUAUUGUUCCCUCACGAUCGAAUUCAAUGUAAUUAUUAACGAGACGAAUGAACACGGUCCGUGCGUUUUUCCUUGGAAAAACGGCUUCGAAAGCUUUCGUAUAUAACGUGAAUGAAACACAAAAAUGGUGAAAAUAGGUCGAUUUUGAAGAAAAAAAAAAAAACACUGACGUAUAAGCAGGUAGAAGAAUUGUGAUUCGACUCGAGAAUGCAAUUCGUACAGGCGCAAUCGUACUUUAUAUAAAUGAACA
Molecule: messenger RNA, 2102 nt
Organism: Venturia canescens
Lineage: Eukaryota; Metazoa; Arthropoda; Insecta; Hymenoptera; Ichneumonidae
Product: transcriptional regulator Kaiso-like
Exons: 3
Coding region: 118-1713 (531 amino acids)
Biological process (GO): regulation of transcription by RNA polymerase II
Cellular component (GO): nucleus
Molecular function (GO): DNA binding; protein binding
Source: RefSeq, a predicted model, not a curated record